CACAACGCAAGAGGGACUAGGAGAGAGGGCAUAUACUAUAACCUACUACUGCGGCUAGUGCUACUACAAAACAUUACUGCUAUACCCGAAAAGACAUACUACUGUCAGGAAAAGAACCAGAACACAACACACAGGCCACUGAGAGAGAGGGUAUAAGAUGGACGCAUUUAACAGCUCUACCAGUAUGAACUUCAGUAACCAGACGGACCCGUUCUCCUGCUCCUCCCCUUCUGUUCUGGGUUACCGUUACUUCGCUGUGGUUUGGGGCUGUGCUGUCACCAUCACGGGGACUUUGGGAAACCUGCUCACCGUUUUCGCCUUCUCCUUGGACCCUCGACUCCGUACACGAUUCAACGUCCUCAUCGUCAACCUGGCUAUGGCAGACCUCCUGUACUGCACUAUACUACAGCCCAUAUCAGUUGAUUCCUACUUACAUCUCCACUGGCGCACCGGUGCAACUUGGUGCAGGGCGUUCGGUUUCCUCCUCUUCGUCUCCAAUUCGGUCUCCAUCAUUACACUAUGCCUUCUUGCCAUCGGACGAUAUCUCUUGGUGGCAAAAAGACAACUGUUUGACAAAGUCUUUUCCAAACAUGGGGUAGUUUUGCUUGUGAUUUUUGCUUGGGGGCUCGGUAUCGCUAGUUUCGCCCCACUAUGGACUGUUUAUGUUUUUGUACCAAAUGUUUGCACUUGCAGCUUUCAUAGGACCGAAGGAAGGCCAUAUACAACCAUUCUGCUAUUUUUCUAUUUCUUUGUCGGCCUUGGUUGUGUUGGCAUAUUUUACUUGCUAAUUUAUAAGCGUGUAAAGAUAGCGUCGCAAGCACUACUUAAGUACAGGCUAAGUCGGAGAUCUUCUAAAAAGAAACCAGUGUCCUCCAGUUCAGGGACAGACAGUGGCGUUGAAAGUGGGGUAGCUAAUACUUCUACCUCAGAAGUGGCUCAUUAUGAAAAUAUUACCCAAUCUGAACGACCUGGUGAAAAAUCAACCAAAAAUUUAGCUGUUCCUAAUCAAGUUUGCCCUAAACCUAACCAAGAUGCCCAACCACAACCCAAACCAACUUCUACAACUGCAGCAGACGACGGAGGCGAAUUCAAAAGAGUAACUAGAAUGUGUUUCACUGUUUUUAUUUGUUUUGUCUUGUGUUUUUUUCCUUUUAUUAUUUUAAAUAUUGUGGACAAAAAUAACCGUGCGCCACAAGUGCUCCAUAUGUUCAGUGCUAAUCUGACCUGGUUAAAUAGUUGUAUUAACCCAGUGCUGUACGCCAUCAUGAACAGGCAGUUUAGACAGGCCUACCAUGUUCUCUUGACCAAGAUAACAGUCCCGUUCAGAUGUUUAUGUAACUAAAGGACAAGAAUACACUGGAAUGGCUCUCAUGUCAUGAUACUUGAAGCUGAUUGGGCGAAGCAUCACAACAGCGGGAUAAGCCAAGAAAUCAAGCUUUUGCCAAAUCCAGUUGAGUGGAAAGGACAGACAUCCUUGUCAUCCACAAAUGCCCAAAGCUCUCCUCUCUGCAAAUUUUACAAGUCCGUGUUUUUGCUAAAAUAGGUUGAAGUAUGUACUCGGCCUCUGCUCAAACCGUAAUACUGUCCUGUGAUUGGUCCAGCCUCCGAACCAAUGGUGACCCAGGCCCAUCACAACAGCUAGAACCGGGCCAGAUAUCGCAGAAAUUCCUCUUUAGGCCAGAUUAAAACUGGGGAUAACAUGGUUCCUCACAAUUCUAUAAGAUACUUGAAACAUAGCCUAUCAUGAUAAUACAACAAUUAGGGCUGGACGAUAUGGAGAUAAAAAUCGAAUCAUGAUCUCAGGAUGAUCUGCUUUACUGGUGAAAUUGGGAUUUUGUACGUCUUUAUUUAAUGCAGCUGUAAGACACUUCCCACCCACUUCUCCUAUUGGCCAUUUUCUGUAAGGCUCUGGGUGAGUGACAGGUGGAUUUAGCCAAUCACAGUGAAGCGUGAACUUAUUUACCACUUAAAGGCAACAAAAAAGGCCAAAGUGUCCAUGAAAAGUACUUUUAAUAUUAUUGUUUAUCACGAUAUUUCUCUCUAGCAAUAUCAUGUUUCAAAAUGUGAAUUAUCAUGACAGGUCUAUGUCUCAGUGCUUUUUAAAUUUACUGACCUCAGAGCUCUUCUUUGCUCAGAACUGCUCCACUUUGUGUUAAAUGUUUGGUUGUCCACUUAAUACUUUUUAACAGCUUUAAGGAAUUGGGAUUAAUAAAGUCAUUUGAAUCUGAAUCUUGUCAAAGGGGCUACAAAACAUUAGUGUUGAGAAGUAGAACACAGAAAACACGUCUGAGCAGGAAAAAACAUAUUUGAACUCAUUUUGUGCAAUAGGCCUUCUCUUAUUCAGUGGAUUUAAAUAACAGCUCUAUUCUGCAUGUAUUUUAGCACCUGCCUGAAAAAUGGACCACAACAACACUUAACUGACUGGCUAAAACUGGACUAUAACUUGGUUCACACAUUUAUCACAUAAAGUUGAGCCAUCCAUAAAAAAACGUUAAAUACAUUUUUCAAUUUUCAC
Periophthalmus magnuspinnatus is the source of this 2515-nucleotide messenger RNA. RefSeq names its product G protein-coupled receptor 84 (gene gpr84). Gene Ontology annotation, cellular component: membrane. Gene Ontology annotation, molecular function: urotensin II receptor activity. The transcript has 2 exons. Gene Ontology annotation, biological process: neuropeptide signaling pathway. The coding region runs from base 158 to 1342 and encodes 394 amino acids. The record is from RefSeq and is a predicted model, not a curated record. Lineage: Eukaryota; Metazoa; Chordata; Actinopteri; Gobiiformes; Gobiidae.